Molecule: messenger RNA, 1788 nt
Organism: Aspergillus mulundensis
Lineage: Eukaryota; Fungi; Ascomycota; Eurotiomycetes; Eurotiales; Aspergillaceae
Exons: 2
Coding region: 1-1788 (595 amino acids)
Source: RefSeq, a predicted model, not a curated record
AUGGCGGUCCGCCGCUCAGCUCGCCUGAGGAGCAUUCAGUCGCCCGCUCAGGAUUCUCCCUCAGAGUCGACCGAAAACACUGCGGAGAACAACAAACCGCAAAACAAGCUCGAUAGCGUGAUGGAGCGCGAAGAACCUGUUGACGCUCCCGUCAAAACUCAUUCCACCCCGGCAAAAGCCGCCCACACUCCCAAGGCCAAAUCCCACAAAUCGCCCGCCAAAACACCAACCACUUCGAUCACGCGUCCAACCCAUUUCGAGAUGCACCCUAGCAAGGUCCACCAAAGCACCACGAAGCAGGCGGACUCUGGCCUGAUUCUCGGUUUCAAUCCGAUCAAAAAGGACGCUCAGGGCAAUGUGGUAAAGGAGAACCCCGCGCAGAACACACCCAGCAAAGUGAACGCUUCGCCUGCGUCAACCUUCUACGGCACGCCUGCGUUUGAAUUCAAAUUUUCCUGUCAAGACUCGGAGCUUAGCGACGAGGCAAGGAAGCUCAUGGAGAGCGUACGCGAGGAUGUGGCUCGCAUCAAGGCCGACUUGGUCAAAGAAAAUGCCGCCAAGGCUGCCGCGGAAUCAUCACAGAAUGGUGAACGGAAGAUUGCGAAACCAAAGGGGAAAUCCAGCAGAUUCUCCGAUGCCCACAUGGCCGAGUUCAAGAAGAUGGAUUCCAUCGCCGGCCACGCCUCCGCCUUCCGUGCCACACCAGGACGGUUCCAGCCUGUCCAGAAAACACUCAAGAGAACAAACUCCAAGGCGCGUUUGGACGAACUCGAGGGCCAAGAUUCGCCCGCGAAAACCACACCCAAGGCAUCCACUCCCUCCACACCAUCUGCGAAACGUGUCAAGCAGGAUACGGCCGAGGCCACACCUCAAAGCCGCGUGCCCAAGUCUGCCAUCUCGCGACCCCGGUCCAGUAUUCGCAGCUCGCUGUUCACACCAACGCGUGCCUCGCUGGCUCGUGUUUCUGGCAGCCUGAAGCCUCCACGCACUAGCAUGAUUCCGUCGCUCGCACGCUCUCCUAUCGCCAAGCCUGCUGAGGCUCCGAGCACCCCGCGUACCGAAUUCAACCCUCGUUUCAAGAGCAACAUCCCCACGCUAAGCAGCCUCAAGUCUAUUCUUCGCCGUCAUGAGCCCUUGUUCUCCAAGAACCCGUCUAAGAUCGCCGCUGGGACGCAUCAGACUGCUCCUGACUUUAGACCUGAGCUUUUGCUUCAGCCAUCCGGUGAAAGCUCGCCCAUGGCAGCACUCACCCCGUCGCCCAAGAAACGAGUGGAGUUUACACCGUGCACCAAGCCUCGGAUUGCUGAAGAGGUGAUCUCGCCGUCACCAUCGAAGAAACCCGCAACCAUCACGUUCCCUUCCACAUCCGACGUGGUCUAUCCCACCCUUCCUGACCUGAGCCCCGAGCGUAGCGCUUCAACACCCACCGCCAUUCGAUCAGUCCGCCCAUCGGACGUUCCUGUUGAGGCCACUCUGCCUGAGGUUCCCGGGAUGCCUCACGGUCUAAGCCACAAGAAGAGGCACCGCGCGGCCGAGGACGAGACCGAUCGCGAGAACGUUCCUCCGGCCGACGAUGCUCAGGAACGGAGCGUGAAGCGGGUGAAAGUGAGCACGCCCCAAGCUUCGAAGGUCCAUCAGUCCAGCCCACUCAAGCCCCGCUCGCACACUCCUUCGCGUCUAGGCUCUGGGGCAAUUCGCAAGGGGACCCCAGCAAGUGCGCGCGCUAGGAGCCGCGUGCUAAGCAUGAGCCGACUGAACAUGCUAGCCCAGCCGAAGAACCGGCCUUAG